This is a messenger RNA of Schistosoma spindalis, 4737 nucleotides long. Lineage: Eukaryota; Metazoa; Platyhelminthes; Trematoda; Strigeidida; Schistosomatidae. The record is from the annotation of a GenBank genome assembly.
AUGUUAACUGUUCAGUUGGUUGAUAUAGAUAAUCGUCACAAUCAACAACAACAACAUCAUCAUCAACAACAACAACAAAAACAACAUCUAAAUUUUAACAAUCACCAUAGUUACUGUAUUGGUCAUUAUCCGACACGUUAUCACCAAUCAUAUCUUAUGCCACAAGAUCAUCUUACUUAUGAUAAUAAUAAUCCAAUAACAAAAUUAACAGCUCUUACAUUCAGUACUUCAACAUGUCUUAAUAUUAUUACUACUACUACUACUAAUAAUAAUAAUAAUAAUUUUACUGAUAGUAAUAUUAUUAAUAAUCAUAGUAACAAGUCAACAUUUAUAAAUUUUAAAAAAAAUCACUCAAAAUAUUAUUGUUGUUGUUCUUCUUUUUCUACAGUUAAUAUCAAUAAUUAUUCUAAUUCUAUGAUCAAACAUCAUUUGGACAAAGUUGAUGAAUUAAAACAAGAAGAAGUCAGGAGAAUAGAAAGACAACAUAAUCAAAAUGACGAUCAUAAUCAUGAUAAUAAUUUACAACAAAUAAAAUCAAGUCAAGAUUAUGAAUAUGAUCCAUUUCAAACUGAUCUUAAUCCAAAUCAUUCUAAUCAAUAUCAAGAACAAAAUAUUUUAAAAACAGAAAAAUCAAUAAUUAAUGAAAAUUGUUUAGAGAAAAAUGUACUUCCAAUAACAAAAUUGAUUAAAGAUAAUAAUCAUAAUACAAUUUUAGAUAAUGAUCAUUCUAUACUACUUAUUAAUGAAAAUAAUUCUAUUCAACAAAAUAAUUUAAUUGAAGAUAUCAAACCUUUAAUAUUAGGAAAUUUAAUUUGUUCAUCAGAUGAAAUGAAAAAUUACCGGUGUACAAAUUCCUAUUCAGAAUUAUGGGAUCCAAUUAAAAAUGAAACAAAAUUUUCAAUGAAUGUUGAUCCAUCUAUUUCUAUUUCAAAUAAUUCAAUAAAUUCAAUUGAAAAUAAUCAUAAUAAUGAAAAUAAUGAUUAUAAAUUUUCUACUGUACAAUGUAAAAAUUUACCCUAUGAAUUUACAAGAUCAAAUAUUCAUAAUUCAUGUAAUGUGACGGAACAACUUUGGUCAUCGUCAUCAUUAUCAUCAUCGUCAUCAUCAUCAACAACAUCAACAUCAUUAUCAUCAUCCUCAUCGAUAUCGGAACCAUCAGCUGUAGAAUCAUCGUCAUCAACAUCAUUAGACAGAUUAGAAGAUAAACGAACAACAUUCUCACAAUCAUUUGAAUUAACUAAUUUACAUUGUACUUCAUGUCAUGAAUGUAUACAUGAUAAAUUAUUCUUAUGUAUGGAUAAUAAAUAUUGGCAUUUGAAUUGUUUAAGAUGUUAUAAAUGUGGUAUUACAUUACAAUGGGAGAAAACAUGUUUUGUUAAAAAUGAUAUGGUUUUCUGUCGUGAACAUUAUAAAAGACUUUCUUCUUGUUUCCGAUGUGGUAUUAAAUUAAAUAAAAAUGAUUUAAUAUUUCAAGUUAAUUAUGAUACUUUAUAUCAUGAAUCAUGUUUCACUUGUUAUAGUUGUGGUCGAUUAUUAAAAUAUGGUGAUACAUAUAUAUUAGAAAAUCAAACUAUUCAAUGCUCAUUACAUAAUCAUACUACUACUAAUACUACUACUAAUAAUAAUACUAAUGAUGAUCAAUCAUUUAUUAUGGAUAAAACAUUAAUAUCAACCGAUCCAUUAACUGAUGCUAAUCAUUCUUAUAUUCAAUCAACUAUAUCAAAAUCUCAUCAUUCAUUAAAUAUAAAUAAUAAAUUCCCUAAUUUAAUUAAUUUUUUACAAUCAAAUAAUUCAAUUAAUUUAAUUGAAGAAAAUAAUAAUUUUCAUAAAAAUUUUGAAAUCAUAAAAAAAAAUUAUUUACCAAAUUUAUUAACAAAAUCCUCAUAUCAACAACAAAAUGAUUUAUCGAUUAUUUAUGAUAUUACUACUACUAAUAAUAAUAGUAGUUUAAUUAGUGAUAAUGAAAAAAAUCAAUCAAAAAAUUUUUCACUUCUUCAAUUAUGUAAUACAAAUGAAAAAAAUUCAAUAGAAAAUGUAGUUAUUGAUUAUUCAACAGAACAAUUAACUCCUUUAAUAUUAUCUAAUUCAAAUCAUAUUGAUGAUUGUCAAAAUUAUUUAAUGAAAUCUCAUAAUGAAGAUAUUAAUGAAUGUUUUUCUGAUUGUUUACAAAUUCCUAUUAAAAAUUUUUCAUUGAAUGAUAAAGAUUUCAAUAAAUUAAACAAUUCACAAUUUUGUUUAAAUGAUUCAAAUAUGAAUUAUAUUACUGAUUAUGUUAAUUCAAAUUCAAAAUUAUCAACUAUAAACUAUAAUGAAUUAAAUGAAACAAAACAUAUUCCAGAAAUUGAUAAUAAUAAUAAUGAUAAAAUUAAUUUAUUACCAAGUAUAGAAACUGUUACACAAUCAUUUAAUACUAAAUCUAAUCAUAUAAUUGAUAGUAUCAAUAAUGAUAAUAAUACAAAUUGUAUAUUGAAUACAAUCAAUAAUAGAACACCAAUUAGUACAGUUUUAACUUCACCAUUAUAUUCAUUUUGUUCUUCUUCAUCUUCUUCAUCGUCAUCAUCAUCAUCAUCAUCGUCAUCAUCAUCAUCUUCUUCACCUUCAUUAUCAUCGACAUGUAUUUCAUUAUCAACUUCCCCACCAUUAUGUCCUAUUGGAAAUUUUACAAAUGUUAAUUCUACAUCAAAAACUGUUAUAUCUACAAAUAAAGAUGUACAUAAUAUAAUGACAUUAAAAGAUACUAAUCAAAAUCAUAUUAUAAAUAAAAGAGAAUUAUCAAUGUUAACAGAUUUAUGUGAAACUUCAAUGAACAAUUAUAAUGAAAAUAUAAAUUCAAUUCAUAAACAACAACCUUCAUUAAAUGAAACAAUAACAAAUGAAGUAAUGAAUAAAACAUCUGUGAAAUCUGUUAAUUUAUUUAAAAAUACAAAAUCAGAACAAAUAAAAUCGAUAAAAUCAAUUAAAUUUAUAAAAAAAUCAGAAAAUGAACGUUUAAUAUCUAAUGAAAAACUUCAUAGACGAAUAGAUAAAAAUAAUGGAAAAAUUAAACGAAUACGUACAUCAUUUAAACAUCAACAAUUAAGAAUAAUGAAAUCUUAUUUUGAAUUUAGUCAUAAUCCUGAUUCUAAAGAUUUAAAACAAUUAUCACAAAAAACUGGUUUAUCUAAACGUGUUUUACAGGUAUGGUUUCAAAAUGCACGCGCUAAAUUUCGUCGAAAUAUUACCAAUCAAAUUUAUACAGAUAGAUUAAAACAAAAAGAAAUGAAUUCAAUAAAUCAAUAUAAUACAACACAAAAUAUAAAUCAAUUAAAAGAGAUAAAUUGUCAAAAUUUAUAUCCAUGUAUAACUAAUACAUAUGAUUAUAAUGAAGAAAAAACUGAUAAUCUUUAUACAAAAUCAAUAAAUUCAGAUUUUAAUAUUUAUGUACAUGUUCCAUCAUCAAAUUCAAAUAAUGGAUCAUUAAUCGAUAAUUUAAUACAACAAAAUGAUAUUAAAUCUGAUUUAUUAUGUUCAACAAAUAAUUUAUCAUCAUAUUCGGAUAAUUUAUCUCAAUCAGUUCGAUAAUUUUAAAUGAAUGUUAAAUAUAAAUUGUAUAAUUUGAAAACAUUCCAUUCUAAUAUUAUAUAACAGGUCAAUCAAUUUAUCCUAUUACCUAAUGAUACAUACUUAUACCCAAUCACCCACCCACCCAUUUACCCGACGACCCACCCACACACACCCACACAUACAUUCAUACAUAUCAUUCCCUUAUCAUAAAAAUAAAAUAUACCAAAUGUUCAUUAAUAUAAACAUUAUGAUUUUAAGAAUUGUCAUAGACUUAUUUACUUAUUUAUUUCAUUCAGUUAAUAAUAAUAAUCAUAAUAGUUUGAUUUUCCUUUAUCCCUUCAUUUCUGUCCUGUAGAAUGAUGUGAUAUACAUAUGUAUGUAUGUAUGUAUGUAUGUAUGUAUGUAGUGUGGUCUCCAUUUUCUUAUAUAUUUAAUUUAAUCUUUAUACUUGAUAUGAAAUUUUACAAGAAUCAUUGCAUAAUUGUAUUUUAUGCAUAUUCAUAAUAUAAAUUACAAUAAAUCUCAUCUUUCCAUUUGUUUUCCUAGAUUGUUCUGUGUUUUUCUUUCCACUUUUUUCCCUUCUUCUUCUUGUCCGUCUUGUUUUCUGUUUGUUUGUUUGUUUUUGAUUUCAAUCUUGAAUUAUCUUAUUUAUAUGAGUUCAGAAAUUCAAUACUAUAAAUAGUUGAAUAAAAAGGCGCCAAAGUUUUUUCAAAUAAUACAUUAAUCUAUAAUGAAAUUUUUAAUAAAAUAUAAAUAUAAUUUGUAAUUUAUUGUUGUUAAAUUUAAUUGAAAAGUAAUUUAUUUUAUUUUAUUUAUUAAUCAAUUGACUUUGAUCUUGAUCACUUUUAUAUUUCAAAAAAUUGAUAAUAAGUUACCCAGUGAAUUCUUCAUUAUAGAAGUGAAUAGUAUGAUAUUUUAUAAGAUAACUAUUUGAUCUAUACAGUGUACUUCAAAAAGUCAUCAAGCCUUGAUGAUUUCAUGAUUAUUAUUAUUAUUGAUUUAAAAGACUAAGCUUAUUUUUAAUCCUUUCAGUGUAUCUUAAUAUGAUCAUCGUAUAUGACCCUUUUGAUCAUUUAUAUAUUCAUUUAGCAAGUGAGUAGUGUAUAUAAAAGUGUCAUUCUUACUAAAGAUCCUAUUUUAAUCUAUAGUUGUCUGUUAUAAACGUGUUCAUUGAAGUACAUUCUGAUGUUUAAA